This is a messenger RNA of Drosophila busckii, 2354 nucleotides long. RefSeq names its product relaxin receptor 2 (gene Lgr3). The transcript is spliced from 10 exons. Gene Ontology annotation, biological process: G protein-coupled receptor signaling pathway. Gene Ontology annotation, molecular function: protein binding; G protein-coupled receptor activity. Bases 1 to 2289 code for a protein of 762 amino acids. Gene Ontology annotation, cellular component: membrane. Lineage: Eukaryota; Metazoa; Arthropoda; Insecta; Diptera; Drosophilidae. The record is from RefSeq and is a predicted model, not a curated record.
AUGGUAUACGGACGCAGCAUUGCGAUAGGCAUUGGCCUAAUGGUCAUUAUCAUGUUGCUAUCGACGCUGAUCUUUUAUUUAAGCUUGGGGCCUUGUCCCAGGGGCAGCUUUGCUUGCAACAAUGGGCAACAGUGCGUGUCGCAGCGUCAAAUGUGCGACAAGCAUCCCGACUGCGACGAUGGCAGCGAUGAGCAUCCAGUUGAGUGCGGCAAUCUUCAUGGCAGCAAAGAGCUGUUCGAUAAAAUUGUACGAAAUGCAAUUGAAAAGCGUCAACGUCUGGCUUUAGUUGGCUCAAAUGGCACUGCCGGGGAAUUAGCAACGCCAGCGGGACACAGGAAUCAGAUCAUGGCCAUGCCAUGUGAUAUCGUUACAUAUCCACGCAGCUGCCAGUGCGGCCAAGGUACGAUACUCUACUGCGGUAAAUACGCCAGGCUACGUCGCUGGCCACGCAUUAGUGCCGAGGUAACGUAUCUCAUCUUCAUACGCAAUAAUAUGACGCUGCGCGAAAAUGCGUUUGCCAACUUUACGCGACUGCAAAAGCUCACGCUAAAAUUCAACAACAUAUCACGUGUACCGCUGGGCAGUUUCAACGGCUUGCCGCUGCUGGAACGCCUGGAGCUUAGUUACAAUAACGUAAGUCAAUUGCCGACGGGCAGCUUUAAGGAUCUGCAUGCAGUGCAGUGGCUAUUUCUGGGCAACAAUCAGCUGCGCCAGCUGGCCAUGGAGAAUCUGGCUGGAAUGCAGCGACUGGAGUGGCUGGUGCUUAGCCACAAUCGGUUGACGCUGCACAACGAGCAACUGCCCGAAAUUCCAGCGCUACGCGAAAUCUACUUGGAUUACAAUCGAAUUGAGUAUGUUGGCGCUGAAACUUUUGCACAAUUGGAUAAGUUACAUUUGCUCGAUCUGCAGCACAAUCGCAUCACGCACAUUCACAAAGCCGCAUUUGCUAAUCUAACAGCGAUUGCAGAUAUCCGCCUCAUUGGCAAUCCCAUUAAGGAAUUAUCUGGCAAAAUGUUUCUGUACAACAAGCACCUGGAUGCACUCUCGCUGGCGCAGAUGCCGUUGACUGUUAACGCUGAGCUGCUGCAACAUCUGAACGUAUCCUUUCUGAAUUUGAGUGGCAUACACUAUGACUACAUUGACUUUACAGCGCUGAAUGAGAUGCCGAGUCUCAAGUAUCUCAUUUUCGAUGGCUUCUUCUAUUGUUCCAUGGUGCCGCGCGUGCUCAUGUGCAAGCCCAAGACAGAUGGCGUCAGUUCCUUCAAGGACUUGCUCAGCAAGCCAGCGCUGCGUUAUUCCACCUGGUUUAUGGCCACGCUAUCUAUAGUUGGCAACCUAAUGGUGCUCUGGGGUCGCUUUAUCUAUCGCGAUGAGAAUGUGGCUGUCACUAUGGUAAUCAGAAAUCUCGCCUUGGCUGAUAUACUUAUGGGCUUCUAUCUGGUGGCCAUCGGCGUGCAGGACUUUCGCUACAGGAAUGAAUAUCACAAAAUGGCUCGCGAAUGGACUAAUAGCUGGCAAUGCCUGGCAAUUGGCACACUGGCCGUAAGCUCAUCUGAGGUCUCCAUGCUUAUACUGGCCUUUAUGUCGCUGGAGCGCUUUUUACUCAUUGCAGAUCCUUUUCGUAGUCAUCGCAGCAUUAGCGUGCGCAUCAUAUUCUUUGCUCUGCUCUGCAUUUGGUUGACGGGUGUGGGCUUGGCUGUUACGCCCGUGCUGCUUCUGUGGAAGACUGGCAUCAGUGGUCUGCAUUCCGGCAUCUGUUUCCCUUUGCAUAUACACGAGGCCUUUCCGCUGGGCUGGGAGUAUUCGGCCUUUGUUUUUCUUGGUGUCAACCUGUUGCUGCUGCUGAUGAUUGCUUUGUUGUAUACGGCGCUGCUCAUAUCUAUAUGGCGCACACGCAGUGCCACGCCACUCUCGCUGCUGGACUGUGAGUUCGCGGUGCGCUUCUUCUUUAUUGUGCUGACCGACGUGAUGUGCUGGGCGCCAGUUAUUGCCAUGAAGAUUUGGGUAUUCUUCAAUUACAACGUCUCGGAUGAUAUGUAUGCCUGGCUUGUGGUUUUCAUUCUGCCACUCAAUUCGGCCGUCAAUCCGGUGCUCUACACUUUUACUACACCCAAAUACCGUAAUCAGAUUGUGCUGCGCGGCUGGAAAAAUAUCACUUCAAGGAACUGGCGUGGCAAUGUGGCCAAUACCACUGGUACCACCGCAACCGGUUCCUCACAGCAACCGGAGGACUCCACAACUAUAACAGGCAUGAAGACCACAGCGCUUACACUGACCCUAAGCCUCUAGAUGUCCACCUAAAAUUUAUUUUAUGUCUACAGUCUACCACUAUGUAGUAUAUGUAUUUAUGUAUA